AUGAAAGGUGGGCUUUUAGCAACAGUCGCAUUCGCGGCUACCCUGGUUACGGUGUUUGCCGUUGAUACACCAAUUCUUCCGAUCCCAACGAGAUGCCCGGAUGUAGAUUCAGAUGAUGCCACGGUACAUAUAAGACACGAAACCGAUUGCACUAAAUUUUAUAAAUGUCUGGACGGAGAAAAGAUUUUGAUGGAUUGUCCGUAUAUGAACAAAGCUAAAACACGAAGAUUACACUUCAAUGCUUUGUACCAAGUUUGCGACUUCCCAUCAAAAGCAAAUUGUACCACUGCAUCGCAAGUAAGUAAGUCAACGCCAUCGGGAACGGUUUCUUGGGAUCCAUCAUGGACUUGCUCGAAUACACCCGUGGGCACCAAUUUGCCACACGAAACGCGUUGCUACUUGUUCUACCAGUGUACAGCUAACGGAAAACAACUUCAAGAAUGUCCCGAAGGAAAAUAUUUCAACCCGUACAGUCAAGUGUGCGAUAAUUCGGACAGAUGUCCAAUCACGACUGUUUGCAAAAAUUACAAGGGUUCCGAGGGCAAAUUCUUCCCAGAUCCAGUCUCAUGCAAAAAUGUCUAUUAUUGCAAGGGCUUCAAGACCGCUGUAUACACCUGCGACGAAGAAGCAGAAUGGAGCGUACAAUUUGGCAAAUGCAUGUCAAUCAAUGAAGCUAAUUGUUCGCGAAAACUUGCCUAUUACAACCAGUAAUUAAUUCAUUCAAGAAGAUACAUUCGUCUAACUUAUACAUCUUAGUAUAAGGCAUAAUCUAUAUUUAAUAUAUUAUUCGUAAUAAUUCGCAUAACUUAUUAAAAACGUUUCGUAUUCACUUUUCCCCGAUUUAAUACAAUUAUUUUAACGCUAAACUUAUCACGCAGGGUCAAAUAACCGCGUCCUGUAAUUUGAAAAAAAAUAAAUAAAUGUGCUAAAACACGCGAAAAAUGUACAUUAUUCAUUUAUAAAUAAAAGAAAAUAUAUUACUUGCAAAUCCUAUUGGUUAAAAUCUCAUUCUAUAUUAAUUUAAUUAAGUUAUAUUUUUUUGUUAACCACUCACGGUAGGAAUAGGUAUACAUGAAGACAGGUUUAGUAUUAAUUAUAUAAUAAUUAUCGUCGCUGUCUUAAAAUCAAUUGUUAACUAUUUGAAAUUGAUUUGAAAUUUACGAUCAAACAAAGAACUAAUUUAAUUAAACGCUAAUUUAAUAAAGUUAUUCACUUUAAUAGAAGGAAAGUGGAACUGUACAAUUAAGAAAUACGGAUGAUAAUCUUAUUUUGCGAAGGUACAUGUAUUUAAAAAUCAUUACACAUUUCUAACAUUCCAAGGCAUUAGAGUGUUAAAUAACUUACAAAGUAAAGGUAUGUCAAAAGUAAAUGAUUAAAUAAAGAAAAGAUAUUAAAUGAAAUUGAUAUUAAAAUGUCCGAAGUUCUAUUAAUUCUUCAGAUACUUUUAGUAAAAUUAAAUAAUAUAUAUUUAUAACUACGACUGCACACAGAAAUAAUAAUAAUAAUCAAAAGAAAAGAAAAAUCAUGAAGAUUAAAUUAAACGUGAAACUUUUGCGAUACCUUCACUGAACGAUACCAUUAUUAUUCGCAAAGAAUGUUUGCUAAAAAAUAAAUUAUUAUAAUAAGAAUUUAAACGCUAUCAGCCCUAAAGCAUAUUUUAAUAAUUUAUGUACAGAUUCCUUAUUGUAUAGUAUAUUUUUGUUGUUUAACGCGAAUUACGUUUCUGUACAUGCGUUAUGAUUAUUAUACCCUACUGAAAGGGAAUUACGUAAGUUACGCUUAUAAUUAUCAAUAAUAUUGUGUAAUUAUUCAUUUUACAUAUUAUUUAUAUCAGUUUGUGCUAUUACCAAAAUGAUCAUAGUUCAAUAAUUCAUUAAUAAAUGUUUUAUACCAAUCCUAUGUUACGGAACUUUUACUUUCCAUUGUUUUCAAUAUUACAGGUAAAAUAAUUAUUUUCUUGUAUAUACAAUAGCAGAGCAACAAUUAACAUGAAAUUUCAAUAUCAAUUUUGGGAAUAACCGCCAAAAGUGUCUCAUCCUUAUUUCUAUUCAAAAUUAACUGGUUAUCUAAUGCAUACGUAUGUAAAUGUAAAUAUAACGAUAUAAGCAUAUAUGCACGUAAUCUCAUAUGUGUACAUAAUGUGCAGUUGGUUCCCGUUUCUCACAGUAUCAUAGAUAUCAACUGUUAAAAAAUAUUACCUCGUAUAUACAAUUUUUCUUAUGUUAAAAUAUUCCUUUCAAUCCAUAGAAGAGAUGAGACUUCUUUGAAUUGAAAUCAACAUUUAAGCAA
Molecule: messenger RNA, 2289 nt
Organism: Polistes dominula (European paper wasp)
Lineage: Eukaryota; Metazoa; Arthropoda; Insecta; Hymenoptera; Vespidae
Product: peritrophin-1
Cellular component (GO): extracellular region
Molecular function (GO): chitin binding
Source: RefSeq, a predicted model, not a curated record